ACUAUUACUAUUACUGCAAUGGGUUGUUACUGGUUUUUGGUGCCUUGACCGGGAAGAGACAAUUGCUGGAAGAGACGUGCUGUCCAACCGGGAUUUGGGCCACAGCCAUGGCAGGGUUUGCCCCCCAGGACUCCUGGCGCCAGCGUGUCUGCUCUGCCCGGCAGGUGACCCUCGUCCUGAUGGGGCUGCUGGCCGUGGUGACCCUCUCCAUCACUGUCUUCGGCUUUGUGGGGCGCAAAUACUCCACCACCUUGUGGAAGAUGCAGGAAGAUCUGAAGGCCAUCAACCGCACAAUUGCCGCCGAAUUAGCUGCUCUGCAACAAAAUGAGACCAACAACGAGAAAACUUUGGAAAAGAUCAACCAGUUGGAGAUACAGGUCACCAAAGAAAAAAGGAAAGUGAUGCCCCAGUUCCAGGACCGGAUCAAGAAACUUCAAAGGACUCUGCAGCGGCUGACUUACGAGGUGGAGAACACAGAACAGAAGUGGACAGGUCCAGAGACUGGCUGUUGCCCCCAGGGCUGGCAUCUCUUUCAGCAGAGCUGCUACUGGCUCUCCUCUGUGCGGAAGAGUUGGCCCGAAGCCAAGCAGGAUUGCGAAGGGAAAGAAGCCCACCUGUUGAUCAUCACCAGCUACGAAGAGAGGCAAUUUGUGUUCCAGCUCACCAAACGGUACAGCGUUUGGAUCGGGCUGAAGAACAAUGGCCGGACGUGGAAGUGGGUGGAUGGAACCCCCUACACGGUGCGCUGGAGCGACUGGCUACCCAACCAUCCAGCGUAUUCUGACAACUUCUGCACCGAAACCUACUAUGACGGGCUGUGGGCCCAUGUCUUCUGCCACUUAAACUCAUGGUGGUUGUGCGAGAUGCAGGCGCUGCAGUGCGUCCCAGGGGAGACGCUGCCAGCCGGACCCCCAUGAAGCAGCUGUCCGACGCCUCUUGGAGCCAAUAAAACGAACCUGGGACAA
Molecule: messenger RNA, 965 nt
Organism: Crotalus tigris (Tiger rattlesnake)
Lineage: Eukaryota; Metazoa; Chordata; Lepidosauria; Squamata; Viperidae
Product: C-type lectin domain family 10 member A-like
Exons: 9
Coding region: 108-917 (269 amino acids)
Source: RefSeq, a predicted model, not a curated record